UAAGAAAAAAAAGUUAGUAAGAAACGUCUGCCGUUGAACGAUAAUCGUAGUAGUUUUCUUGUGCUUUACAACACAAUUUUCUUUAUUGAGUAUUCAAAGAAUUGAAAAUAAAUACGAUUUGAAGUCAUGUCUACCGUUGCAAGUGCGUUAUCGUUAGCGGGAACUCGAACAUCCGGUGCCCCGGUUCGAACCCAAAAUGUGAUGGCUGCAUCUUCUAUCGCAAACAUUGUGAAAUCUUCAUUAGGUCCCGUUGGUUUGGAUAAAAUGUUGGUCGAUGAUAUUGGAGAUGUCACAGUAACUAAUGACGGUGCUACUAUCCUUCGUCUCCUAGAGGUAGAACAUCCAGCUGCUAAGGUUCUUUGUGAAUUGGCUCAAUUGCAAGAUGAAGAAGUAGGCGAUGGAACUACUUCUGUGGUUAUCAUAGCUGCUGAACUUUUGAAAAACGCCGAUGAAUUGGUUAAGCAGAAGAUUCACCCGACAUCGAUCAUUGCCGGUUAUAGAUUGGCGUGCAAGGAGGCUUGCAAAUACAUUUCGGAACAUUUAACAGCUCCUGUAGAUGAACUUGGUCGCGAGUCAUUGGUCAAUGUUGCCAAAACAUCUAUGAGUUCGAAAAUUAUUGGAGCAGAUGCAGACUUCUUUGCUGCUAUGGUGGUGGAUGCGGCACAGGCAGUCAAAAGUACCGAUCCCCGAGGAAAUGCAAUGUAUCCCAUUGAGGCUGUGAAUGUACUGAAAGCUCACGGUAAAUCGGCACGAGAGAGUAUCUUAGUGCAAGGAUACGCCUUGAAUUGCACGAUUGCCUCACAGCAGAUGCCCAAAAAAAUUGUUAACGCAAAAAUUGCUUGUCUGGAUUUUUCACUGCAAAAAACCAAAAUGAAAAUGGGCGUUCAGGUCCUAAUUACUGAUCCAGAAAAACUGGAAGGAAUUCGGGCGCGAGAGUUGGAUAUAACAAAGGAGAAAAUUGAGAAGAUUUUAACGACCGGCGUAAAUGUCGUUCUGUGCAGUGGUGGAAUCGACGAUCUUUGUCUGAAAUAUUUCGUGGAAGCCGGAGCUAUGGCAGUUCGGCGUGUGAAGAAAUCCGAUUUGAAGCGAAUUGCCAAGGCGACGGGUGCUGCUUUUCUGACUUCAUUAACGAACAUGGAUGGCGAAGAGAGCUUUGAAGCCAGUUACGUUGGUGAAGCUUCUGAAGUAGUACAAGAGUUUGUUUGCGAUGAUGAACUAAUUUUAAUUCGGGGUCCCAAAGCACGUACAGCAGCCUCUAUAAUUCUUCGUGGUCCUAAUGAUUUCUAUUGCGAUGAAAUGGAACGUUCUGUCCAUGAUGCUUUGUGUGUAGCAAAACGUGUGCUGGAAGGUAAAAAGGUCGUGGCAGGAGGUGGCUGCGUUGAAGCUGCACUCUCAAUAUAUCUCGAAAACUCCGUUAUAGAUGUUAUUACUCGGCUUGAACUGGCAUUCGUGUUUCGAAGCUAAUUCGUUACAUACGAAAAUUAUGGUUUUAUGUGUUUUAUGACGUAAUUACACACCGUUUAUUCGAACCGCCUAGGCAGCCCGUAGUCAAGGCUAGCCUGAGCAAUCGUGGGCAAUGUGAAUUUCUGCAGUCACAAAUGUAACCCAUUGACUACUGUGGAUGAUGCCCGAGUUAAAUUGUGGGUAGAAGCUUUCAAGCAUAAAAUUUUGCCUAAGCGGGCGGUAUAGCGAUGCUAGUGUUAUGCAAUUCAACGCAUGCUCUUGCAUUAUGUUUCAUGCCAUUUGAUUUUCGUCAUCAUUCGAGUACUUCUUUUGUACAGAACAAACUAUCAGAACCAGUAUGAAAUUUUUUUAAAUGCAUCCUUGGUUGAAUCUUAUUUGAAGUGGUUUAUAACAUAGGGCGCUGCGCGCUGGCCUUACAAGCCAGCUGUCGUAUGUUCCAGCCCCGACCUGGAAGGAUUCUUAUUGUCAAUCGGGUCGUAACACCCCAGCCACGGUGCAAUGGUUCUGUACGCUAUAAAUCAGCUGCGAAGAUUCUUGAAACAGAAGGCCAAAUUCCUAAAAAGGAAUGUGUAAUACCAAGGUUUUUCAUGUGUAUAAAUAUUCGUUUGUUGCUAGUGUGGUAGGAGUUAUUUACUUUAGCAGUUCGCAUAUGUUCUUCAAAUGAAAAACAAUCGAAUUGUGAAUUUUUAGAGAUCUUAGUCGUAUAGCAACGACCAUACUGCAUGACCAUACAAAGUAAGAGAGAGUAUAAGAAAUUCGUACAUAUCAAAUUUCGAUCGAGGUGCUGGGGAUUGGUAGUACCUGUUAUCUUUCUCCGGACAGUACCAGCCUAGAUGCCGUAUGGAAUCCGGUGGAAAAAAAAACCUAACUAAAAAUAGAUCCACAGGGUUCCUGCUUCCAUGUCAUAAAAGGCGACAAUUGAAGGAGUGCUUUUUCCCUUCAGUUAUCAGAUGUUUUCAACGUUUCACAUCUGAUUACUUUAUUUUACUAAAUUAUCUAUUCACUAAACUUCAUUCAACUUCUCAAUUUCCGGUUAGUUUCUGAGAAAAGUUUAAUUUGGUAUUUUUUCUUCUUCCGUGUUUUUGCCUGUCUUUCACGAUUUAAAAUUGAGCGAUAAAAACAACUAUUACGCAGUCACUGAUAGUUGAUGUUCACAAUGUUAAUUACAAGUUGAUUACUAUGUUAAUAAUAGAGAUAACAUAGAUACUUUGUUUGAUAAAUUAAUAUUUUUUCUUGGUAGCCGGCUGCCCAGAUCAACCAAUAUAACAAAUGCACAUUUUUUCUUGAUAAAUAAUAAAGUGGAAAUAAUAAACAAUCAAGACGCGCGUGAAAUCUGUUGACCUUUGUUUGGUGAUUUAAAAUUAUUUGAUAUAUUUUAUAGAAUAUGAAUGCAAUGAAUCAACUAUUUUGUCUAAAUUCUAUUCCCUCGUUAAUUUUUAUUCGUUACGCGAUAGUAAUUCAAAUAAGAACUGUGAAUCAAGACUUCCCGGGACUUCAAUUUCGGAUAUUGUUCAAACGUUCACUCGGGAAAUCUGUGAGUUUAGUGGUGCAUCAGAGCAUCUUGAAACCGGAACAUACUAAGUCGCACGCGAAUACUACCAUUACUGAAAUUUAUACUAACAAAUAUCCUUCUCCAGUGACUCUUGUGGAGUGCGCAGUAGUAUAUACGGCCUCUAGUAACAGCAAGUGUUGGACUAACAUCCCUUCUCAUUCCUUAUACGAUAUACAUUCGGGCCUGGCCGACGUCAGGACUGAUCAAUGAAUUCUGUACAUUGUAUGAAUGUAUCAAUUGUAUCAAUGAAUUCUGUAUAUGUACAUUGAAGGAUGAUUUGCCAGUCCCAGGUCGGAUCAUCUAAAAAUUAUCUGUACAAUUUCAGCUAAUCCCGAUCAGUAACGGAGUAGAUGGUCACUCAAGCUCAUAUCAAAUGUUGAUCGUGUCUAUUAGCUAUAGUAACUAACAUAAAAUUUGUCAUGUUGUAGUUUAUAAUUAGUGCUUCUCUGGGACCAUCCAUCUAAAAAAGCGGAAAAGCUUCUUCCAUUGCUGUUCUAUUAUAGUCCUACACCAGACCUUUGUAUAAUUGCUUCAAAGAAUAUGUUGAAUUAAAAGAUUUAAUCAGAGAGUGUAGCAGCCUGCUUCAUUUUAUAUAACGUAGCCAAUAAGUGACGAGUUUUCCUUACUAACACAUGGAUCAAUAAGUCCCGAGACUAAUGUAGAGAUGGCGCUCGUAGUAAACCAGUAACCACGUCUUUCUAGAGUACUAACCUUUGCUUGAAACGGGUCAAAAUUUUAAGUCGAUCCGACCAGAAACAGCUGAGUUAUCGAGGUUGGAGUAAAGUCGUUUUGUAGUUUGUUUAAAAAUUCAAAAAACCAAGUUUCGUGUUUUGAUAAAACAUGUUUUUUAAUGGGAAACAAUGGAUUGAAAAAUGUUAUCCGGACUCUUGUCCAUCAAAAGCAACGAUUUGUCGGUGGUUCGCCGAGGUUAAACGUGGUCGUACCGACACAAAUGACGCGGAACGCUCGGGUAGACCUGUGGAAGCCGUUACACCGGAAAAUGUGAGUGAAGUGACAAAAAUUAUAAUAAAAGAUCGUAAAGUGAAGCUCCGUGAGAUUGCUGAGAUGACACAGAUAUCAUAUGGAAGUGUAUUUACCAUCCUUUAUAAAAAAUUGAGCAUGAAAAAAGUUUUUUCCAAGUGGGUGCCGCGAUUGCUUUCGAUGGAACAAAAACAAAUCGAUGAAAACAAUGGCGAAAUUGAACGAAUUGGGCUUUGAUCUGCUUCCCCACCCCCCACACUCGCCAGAUUUAGCCCCCAGUGACUACUGGCUCUUUGCUGAUCUUAAAAAAAUGCUCCAGGGAAAAAGAUUUGGCUCAAAUGAGGAGGUCAUCGCUGAAACUGAAACUUAUUUCGAAGGGAAAGAUAAAUUUUUUUAUAAACAUGGUAUUGAAAAAUUGGAAAAACGUUGGAACCAUUGUAUCACCCUAAAAGGUGAUUAUGUUGAUGAAUAAAAAAAAAUUUUGCAAAAAAAAAUGUUACUAGUUUUACGUUUCGUCUUCGACUCAUCAGUGCAUCAGCAGAUUAUGUUGAACUGCUGAUGCAAAAAUUCCCGGAUUAACAUAAUCCUCUUAGCAGACGUAAAGUUAAUGCAUUUUGCAAAACACUUGCUUGCGCCGAAGCGCUAUGUCUAACCUGACGUGCCGAAAGAACGAAACAAAUUCGACGGCAUACUGACCGCUAACAGAUUUUCGUCAUUUGGGGGUUUGGUACCUCGUGGGUAGCCAGUUUGUGCAAAGUGCACAUGACUUAUUUCUAGUUUUUACGUUUCGUCUUCGACUCAUCAGUGCAUCAGCAGGUUUGGCUACCCACGAGGUACCAAACCCCCAAAUGACGAAAAAAAAAGUUGUUUCCAUUGUUAGUCACGGGACUUAUUGAUCCAUGUGUUAAUAGACCCGCUAAUUGAGGAUUGAAGUAGUUUUCGGAUAUCUAGAUGUAUAAAUAGGAAAUAUUUAUUAUGACUAGUGCAUAUAAGAAAAAACAUACAGCUUUUUUCUAGUCAUCUGUGGGUUUUGGUUACAUGUAACCGAUUUCUUCCGAGUGCACAUGACUGUUUUUAUUUUUUUUUGUAUACAUAUGAUAACUAAAUAUGAUAAAUCAACAAGGAAAAUAAAUCAAUAAGCAACAACAAUCCCUAAAAUGGACGCUUGCCACUCUGAAAAACCAACAACAAACUGUGCCUGCAAUUUCAAAUCAUUUUGUACAGAGCUUUCUUCGUCCCUUCCGGAAGCGAAAGUGAAAAUCUCAGAACGACGGUUAAAUUAUAAACGGCAUGAUGACCUAACACAGUACCGUCAUUUCCAGGGAUCCUACCUUGGUACAACAAAUUGUCAUACGGACAUACGCUGUUUAAAUUAUAGUAAUUCGUUUGCAAAUACAAGGUACAUUCGUCAUGUCAUCCUAUUUUUAAAAUUCGGCAUGUUUACGAUUUCAAUGCGUUGAUGAGCAAAUAAAUUAAAUGAUAAGUGUUAAAACGCACAAGAUAAUAAGAUUCUAAAUGCUAGACAUCUCUCGCGGAGUAAUAAGAAAGUACUAGUUCUGCAUGAUGAACUCUUCGCUGAUUUUUAACCAGUUUUAUUUCCAAUAGCCCAACUAAAACUCUUCUAUGAGAAAUUCUUGUACAAUCGAUCUGAUUCUAGGAGAUCAAUGUAACAUUUGUAGUGAACUGACUUUGAUUCGGAUGAUCUACCAAUAACAUUCAGGAUUUCAAAUUAAGCAAUGAUUAUUUCAAUAAGUUAUAUAUACUAACACCUUAGAACUAAUCGGUUAAGUUACAGAUCUCAUAUCGAAAGCAAUGAAAGCCCUGAUAUUUUAUUAAAAAUUUUAGCGAUUAUAAGUUGUUUCAACACUUUUACUGAACAUCUCGCUCAAACGCAAACUUUUAACUUGUUGAAUAAAAAGUCAUGAUGCUAACAACUGUUACUCAUAUUUGAGCUAGUAAUAUUUUUCCCAGCUUUCUAAAAAAAAUCCCGACUUUUUCCUAGUUUUUCCCGGUGAAAUAAAAUUCGCGAAUUUCCCGGUCACCUACUACCCUGUUGAAUAAGUUUAAAGAUCAAAUGACUAUCACUUCUGGUUCCAGAGAUAUAAUGAUAAAAGUGACGUUAGCGAUAAAAUGUCCAUUUUUAGCACCCAAUUUUCACGGAGAUGACUAAAGCCAUAUUGACAAGCUUAGGCUCGUCUGAAAGCUACUAUUGUAUCAUUGAUCAAGUUCGAAGAUCAAACCUCUCACUUCCGGAGGUGUAAUGGUAUAAGUGACGAAAACGACAAAACUCAUCAUAACCGCUCAAUUUUCUCGGAUAUGAAUGAACCAAUUACUUCAGAAAGUGAUCAAGUUCAAAUGUAUUAUUGCUGAUAAAUUUGGUGAUGUUGCCGAAUAUGUAGCGUAAGCGCUGAAGCAUACUUUUGUGAGCUACCCGAAUCAAUCUGAAUGAAUUUGUAUCAAAAACGAGUUUUAAUGAGACUGCGACAGUAACAAUAGAAAGGCACUGUCACACCACUAGGUGGAUUAAGUAUAGGUUUUUAAUAGUUUUAUGACUUCGAUGCUAUCGAUUUUGUUCUGUAGUGAACUAACGGACCCACAAAAGGCAACGAAUUGUGUUAUUGAAACACAAUGUGAAUACAUGUAUUUUUCUCUUUUUGUUACUCCGGUUUCCCGGGUAUCGUUAACAGCCUUUCUUGCAUGUUGCUCCAAAGUUUCGAUUCCAAACGAGUAUGUGCUUGUUUACUUCGUUACUUUAUACUGUAUCACAGUGGCCCUGCUUCAGCCUGGCGGCCGACAAUCAAAAGUAAGUAUGAAGAAAAUAAACCUGAUUCAUUGGCAUUGUAGUAGUGCCACAAUAGCGUUCAUCUAUUAGUUCAUUGUCAAAGGGAAUGAAUAUGUAUUUUCCUUUAAUUCAUUAAAAUUGUUGGUUGACAGAACGCAUGGAAAUCUUGGAACAACUUCGUAACGCAAGCUAGUUUAAUCAUUGCUGCUAAUCAUCAUCAUCAGUUUCUUUGAUGCUUACUUCAACAUAGAAGUCAAAUGACAUAGAAAUCAGUCUGUACAACAAAUUAUCUUACAAUCGAUGCUAACAAAGAAAUACUCAACCCAUUUCAUCGAUUGCAGUCUCACUUUCAUCUUCGUCUUAAUACGACAAGAAAUUACGCAAGAUUCGUUGUAUAUUCCAUACUUGCGUAUUAACCAAACAAUACUAAAGCGAGGGAUCGGCAGUGCCCCGGGAAAAAAACGGUGCGCUUCUCCAUAACCAGUGUCACCUUUAUUUACAGGUAUUUAGCAGCACCUGCACGCUCAGUUACCGUCGCAACCACAGCCACGCAAUAAAGUAAUCUUUGAUGAAGGGGGCAAGUCUGAAAAAAUACCCCCGCCAAAAAUCGACCGCGGUUGCGUCCGCGUCAUGUCGACCAAUCGUAACAACAAUAAUGGCUUUUGUCGGAAAGGCAAGACAACAGUACUGCAAGCAUUGCAAAAAAAACUGAAUGAAAAUAAUGCCGUACGAUUUUUGCUGCCAUUCGAUCCACACUAGUAGUAAGCAGCAAUUUGAAGGUCGAUUUACACAACGAAACAGAGGAAUCUGCAUGUGAUCAACUUGCGCCGAGGGUGCACGCAUGCCUUCGGAAAAUCAUCUCCAUCGGACGCAUGGUCCUACUGCGAUUCAAAGUUGGACUUUGCUCCGAAACCAUCAUCGUUUAAAAGGUAAAGCAUUCCAUAAUCCAAUAUCAUAGUGGUCAAACUUGAUUAGCAACUAGUACCUUAUCAAAAAUGAGAGUUAAUGCGGCUCACUGAAACGAGAUGUCCUUGAUCUUAAUUUCGUGAUGUUGUGAGGCCACAGAACAAUUAGGUAAAGAUUGUAGACGACUGAAUAACCUUUUCAAUGUAUGCAAGAACCGAAAACUGUCAUUUUCAAUCCUGAUUUUCGUGGUUGAUAAAUUUCGACCUUCUGUUUCGACAAGUUUUGUAGUCGUCGCUUAUCAUAUACAUACUCUUGCUCUUGCUACAAAGGUCGUGAUCCGAGAUCAUCAUAGAUGAUUCAUGAUCAAUUGCUAUGAGAUAAGAACCAUCUUGGACCCUAUUUUAUUGUAAUGGUACAUGUAGUCAAAUUUCUUGAAUCUAGACUCGAAACAAUUAUUCUCUUUGUGGUGGAUACGGACCUAGUAAACUUCGUAUACACAAAUAUAACUCGAUCAGCAUAAAUCGCAUAAACAACUAUCCGAAGUUCGAAGAAAUGACGAUGAAUGAAUGUUUGUGUCGAAAGGGCAAAAUUAAGCAUAGUUUACCAAAGAAGCGCAGUUACUAUUUUAAACUAAGCCAAUCUACUCGUGCAUAAACUGUUUCGCCCCUGGCUUCAGGCGUGAAAGUGUCAUUAGUUCGAUCGAAAAGUGGGAGCGGCGUACUUAAAAGAUAAUGUCACCAAGAGGACAAUUACAAUUCCAUAAUAUGCUAUGGAGGAGCAAUAUAGGUACACGUAUUUCGAUAAGAGAUAACAUCGAUAAAUACCGCAGAGCUCAUCCAAACAAGAAACCAUUGGUUUUAGUGGACCUGAUGUUCGUGGAUCAAAUACCUAUUCCUGGAAACAACCGUGACAGAAAAAGACGAAACAUUUGUGGGCCAAAUUUAGUUGAAUUGGAACACUAUGAACAUUUUUUCAAAUUUCUUCAAGACGAAUGUCAGGCAAAUGUUGUAUUUUUCGUCGAUGGUCCCGAUCGGAGUAACACCUCUAGCGAUUUCAAUACUGAUCAGAGAAAACCUAAGGACCGCCGUUACGAAAACGACAUAAACGUCAUAGAUAUGCUGACCGCAGAAAACUUCCAAGCUAUCAGAAAAAUCCAGCACAUUCCCACAGAUCGAGUACUGAUGGAUUCUAUUGAAACAUUGGCAAAACAAUAUGGUACACUAUGGCACUCAGUACAAAAUAAAAGAUAUUUAGAAAUAGCUAAAUAUGCUCAAGAAAUGAAAGCAAUCGCAGUUUUGGGCAAAAAAUGCCGAUUCAUUCUUCUGGCGGAAGUAAACUUUUGGUAUUUGACACAUCUUGAUGUUACAUCAAUGGAGACAAUAGAGAUAGACCCUGCGAAUCUCGGACAAAUCGGGCUUGAAACGCCAGAGAAACGUUGUUUAAUGGCUACACUUCUUUCUGAAUCAUUUAUCUUUAAAUGGACUGCAACUAACAUUCCUUAUCUGCUAAAGUGUCUUAGUGUUCUGCAAGCACGACCUGAAAAUAUCGCGCGUCAGCAGUACUGUGAUGUUGCUCGUACCUUAUUCAAAGAUUCAUAUUGUGAUGCACUAGUGGAAGAUUUAAUCCAGUCAUGUGAACAACAAAACUUAAAAUCAAUCCAGUUAUCAGUACAACCGAAUAAUUUAUCAACUUGGGAAUACGAUAUCAUAAGCAAUAGCAUAUCUAUUAUUACCAUCAUGCUGAAUGAUUAUCGCUAUUGGGAUGCAAAGGGUGUAAAGUUUUCUGAGCUGGUUACGGGAUUUUAUGCUCGAGCAGCCGGCGUACUUUUAACUCGCAAACACCAACGUACCCCUCAGUCAAGACAAUUAUUCAUCAAACAGACCCACGAAUCAUUUUUCAACUACCAUUCAUUAGACGUGCAAUUUCCAGAUUUCAAAAUUAUGAAUUCGCAAUUGGAUGCUGGUACCGAUCUUACAGAAGAAAAUAUAAACUAUUUACAAUUUGUGUUUGGCGUAGGAGAUUUGCCUGUUGAACGAAUUAACCGUCUGAUAAAUUUGCAUACAUGGAAAUUGUUAGACUAUAUUACAGUCUACUUCAUGCUUAAGAAAAAAAUUAUAUCAUCCACAAUCGCCGACAGUCUACUAUUGGCAGUUGAAAAUUAUUCAACUCAUAAUGCCGAGCUCGAUGGAAUUCCACCCGAAUUGGAUAUGGAGAUAUUUCACGUGACAUUCAUGUAUAUUCGCUGGAGGCAUUAUGUGCGGCAAUCUCUCAUUAUAUGUGGCAUACCAGAAGCAUUAAUUGAUAAUCGAUGUCGUUUGGACGGUGUAAAAGUUCAAAACAUUUACCAGAACCUCAGAAUGCACCCAGAAGAAAUCUAUAAAUAUGAUAUUGGAGGUUUCGUCCAAAAUGACCGGUUUUAUGACUAAGAGUAAGACUGAUUGUUCAGAGUAGACAUCAGAUAUAUUAUUUUUAUAUUCAUUUAUCUCUCAUUUCAUUAUAAUAUUUAAUAUCAACCUACGGCGUGACCAGUGACGUACCUAGAAACUGGACGUGACCUAUCCAUUUCAAUAAAUCUAUAUGGCAAGCAGUCCAUAACUGAGAAAA
Molecule: messenger RNA, 10289 nt
Organism: Malaya genurostris
Lineage: Eukaryota; Metazoa; Arthropoda; Insecta; Diptera; Culicidae
Product: T-complex protein 1 subunit alpha-like
Exons: 9
Coding region: 127-1464 (445 amino acids)
Biological process (GO): protein folding
Cellular component (GO): chaperonin-containing T-complex
Molecular function (GO): ATP binding; ATP-dependent protein folding chaperone; ATP hydrolysis activity
Source: RefSeq, a predicted model, not a curated record